Molecule: messenger RNA, 789 nt
Organism: Emiliania huxleyi CCMP1516
Lineage: Eukaryota; Haptophyta; Isochrysidales; Noelaerhabdaceae
Exons: 2
Coding region: 1-789 (262 amino acids)
Source: RefSeq, a predicted model, not a curated record
AUGUGCGUGGCGCCAGAAGUUGUUCCGCAGGGGCUGCUCGAGGGCACCGCCGCCAUCGUGCGGGAGGUGAGCGCCGGCGGAACUGACGACGACCGCGAGUGCCUAAGCUACAUCCUGCACGCCGAGGCGGGCUCGAGCGACCGCACCUAUCAAGGCGGGCUGAAGCGCGACUGCGACGAGCGCGGCAGGGUGAUGGCGUGCCGCACCGUGACUGACGGCAACGGCAAAAUGCGUGGGAUGCGGCUGGAGGACUUUGUCUCCCACGCGAGCGCGCGGCACGCGAACCUGACCGAGGCGCACGUGGCGUUCCGCUCGAUCAACAACCCGCUCCGUGACAAGGCGCGAUUCGAGCGCGGCGAGCCGCACCAGCUGCCGGUCACGGUGGCGCUGCUUCGCGACGCCCUCGGCAAGCUGCGGGCGGUGGAGGCGGAUCAGAACUCGGGCAAGACGGCGAUGCGCCGCGUCUAUCUCUACCGCGGCAUGAAAGACGUGACGGCGCCGGCUGAUUUUAUGGCGCAAGGUGGCACCGAGCUGGCGCCCAUGUCGACCACGUCCGACCUCAGCGUGGCGAUGCGCUACUCGGCGAGCAGCACGUCGGUGCUGCUGCGACUUAUUACCGAGUCCUUCAUGCAACGCGGCCCCGACAUCUGCUUCCUCUCCGCCUUUCCCGGCGAGGCGGAGUUCCUCUUCCCGCCGCUGACGUACCUGGAGCCGACGGGCGACGUCGAGACGGUGACGGUCGAGGGGGGGCUCGCGUACGAGGUGAUCGACGUGCGGCCGCGGAUGUGA